Cladophialophora bantiana CBS 173.52 is the source of this 2145-nucleotide messenger RNA. RefSeq lists its product as uncharacterized. The transcript is spliced from 2 exons. Bases 1 to 2145 code for a protein of 714 amino acids. Gene Ontology annotation, molecular function: DNA-binding transcription factor activity, RNA polymerase II-specific; zinc ion binding; acetyltransferase activity. NCBI's taxonomy places the organism in Eukaryota, Fungi, Ascomycota, Eurotiomycetes, Chaetothyriales, Herpotrichiellaceae. Gene Ontology annotation, biological process: regulation of DNA-templated transcription. The record is from RefSeq and is a predicted model, not a curated record.
AUGCCUCCACCAUCGAGUCAGAACGCAUCGGAGAAUGACGUGACUUCAAGCCCAGAUGCCAGUUCGCGAGGGUUUGUCGCAGUCAAUAACGCUUCCAGCAACGGUCCGUCGUCAACCCCCCCAAGCAUGCAUGUCCCUAUUGACCAUGCUCCAGAAAGCGGUGCCUCUAGCAGACACUCAUCUCCGCUAGAUCACGCUCCUAGGGAAAGCGAGAUGGCAGCUCAAGCUCAAGGUGGCACGUAUUCGCUCCCCCAGGGGCAGGAACGUGCUGGUCAUAAACGGAAACGAUCUGGGCUAGAGGAAGACGAACAUUAUAGUGAUCGUCAUUCAUAUGAGUAUAGUCCGCGUGGCGGCCCCGAACCACAACACAUGGCCAACCGAGCACUGAGCGUCCUUGGGAGCGCCGACCACAAUGCCACAACAGCGUACUAUCAAAAUGGCGCCAGCCAAAACGGCCAUACGUGGCACACCGAGAAGCCUGUACAGCCAGCUAGUUCCCUCAAUGGCCUUCAACCGAGCUGCUCCGAAACGCAGCAUGGAGAAAUAUUGCAGCAAGAGGCAAAUACAUCAGAGCCACCGCCACAACCGCCUUGGGGCCCGGAUUAUCAGCCCAGGCUUAAUGGCCAACUCAUUCACGACCAGUAUGGCCAUCCCGAGUCAGCAACGGGCGCUCCGACGGUCGCGCCUAAACGCAAACGCAAUUUUAGCAAUAGAACAAAGACCGGUUGCAUGACAUGCCGCCAACGGAAGAAGAAGUGCGACGAAGCCCAGCCAUGGUGUAACAACUGUGUUCGGGGGGGUUUCAACUGCAAAGGCUACAGUGUGAACAGGCGUGCGGCGCCGACCAAGCCCACACCGAUUAGAGGCCCGGUUCCGCUACAGUCCAGGGAUCGUCCGGGUGACGUGUCUGAAUCCUCGACUUAUCAAGGGCCUCGCAUGGAAACCACCAUCAAACGUCAGGAUAGCGUUCAACCGCGACCAAUUCCCGUUGGCAGUAGUGAAGGACAACACCCACCGCCGUAUGAGCUGAGUCCACAACGCAAUGAGCCACAAACCCGACCACUUCGGCCCAACCAGCAUCCCGCGUGGCAGCCGCCACAAAAUAAUGGUUCUUAUACCUCAGAGCAUCUCCCUCCUCUUUCUGAUCUGAAUCGAUCAGAACCACAUCCAAGUACAAAUUCCCAAAAUAUGUCACGGUCACCAGCCCAAGGUCAAGCCUACCCUCCGCCCCCGCCCCCUCCUCCGCCGCCUCAGCCUCCAAAUCAAGCUCCCCUACCCCAUCCUCAACACCACUUUGCUCCUCAGCAUGCGGCGGGCCCUAACGUCGCCCACCAGCCCCCAGCAGUUCCCCCGCCACAGCAAUUACAGUGGCAUCAGCCACAACAGCCCCAGCAGCAGCCGUAUGGGCAUGCAUAUGGCCCUCCUCCGCCUGGGCACCCACCAGGACCGACACCCAAUCCAGCGCCCCCAACUCAUGGCAGGAACACCUCUUCGAGCUCGAAUUUCAUGGUCGCAGACAAUAAAGACAUCAACAAAUCCAGGAUGUUAAGGCGAGGUCUCUACAUCCACACUGAUCCCACGUUGAUCUAUGACCGUCAACGGUGCGCGCGGGCUCUCGCGCGAUAUCAGGCAGCUCGCCAGCUAGACAGUGGCCUUGGGGAGGAAGAAAUUCGCAAACUGUUGAUGAAAGUGCUUGAUCCUUUGCAAGACACGACGGGCAAUUCGUCUUCGCAAGCAGUUUCUCAAGCCCAUCUUGGUAUCGGGGUGAUGGUCGAGGUGCCUUUUACUUGCACAUAUGGGUACAAUCUCCAGAUUUUCGACGAUGUCUAUGUGGACAGAGGUUGCACAUUUGAUGAUGCUGCGAAGAUUGAGAUUGGGCCUCGCUCAAUAAUCGGCGCUGGCGUCACUAUCUUGACAAGCGACCAAAACAAGGAUCUCGUCAAUCGCAAGGGCACCAGAGCUGAAUGGAUAGCAAAGGAAGUGAUCAUUGCUGCGGGAGUGAUUAUCGGCGCCAAUGCUAUUAUCUAUCCAGGCGUCAGGAUCGGAGAAAAUGCGACGGUAGAACCGGGUGUGUUGGUUCGCGAGUCAUUAAAAGCGAAUCAGAUACUUCGGGCUGCGCCGGCUCUACUCAUUGAUCCACACUAG